GUUGCAUAUCGCCUCUCUGGAGCUGAACGGGACAGUGCCAUGAGGACUCUCCCCAAAAGCAAAACUUGCGAGGUGUACUGCGUCUCCGGGCACGGACACUCAGGCUGCUCCGCCGCACAGGGAGAGGUGGAGCUGAAGGAGCCCACCCAGUCGCUGAGCCCCCCCACGAAGCCUGAAGAUCAGGCAGAGCAGAAGGUGGACGGGGGCCGAGCUCCAGUCUGUAGCUCCUGGAGGAGAUGGAUGUUAGGUCUCCUGCCUUUCUUUCCCUUCACUGCCGCCAUUGCACUGACCCUCCACUUCUUGACAUCUCCGCCCUCCUCAGUGUUCUUCCUGGGUGGCAGCGUGGAGUUCCCAAACUUGAGCUUCUCCACAGAACUGACCGACUCCACCUCCCCUCAGUUUCGCCUGCAGGCUCAGGCUUUGAAGCAUUAUUUCUCAGAGCUCUACGAGUCCUCGCCGUGGAGCUCUUACCACCUGUACUCAGGAAUUACUGCCUUCAGUGAAGGAGCAGAUGGGCUCAACGUCUUCUACUGGAGUAAAUUCUCCGCCCCGGACAACGUCGCAAUGGCGAUCCGGAGGUCCAGCCCAGGGAGGCUACAGCGCAGGCUGCCUGGGAGCAACAAGGUGCUGCGGGACAGCCGCAAUGAGCAGAGCUAUUACAUGGAACAAGACGACAACAUGCUCCACCUGCUGGGUUUGGACCCUGAUGACUUUGAAUCAGAAGAAAAAUCAGACAAGAGUAAGAAUCCAAACAGCAUCCAGAGUGGGAAGUGGCAGCUUGGCUUCCAAGCGAUGUCCUUUGACCUCUACGCCAAAUAUGGCAACAACCGCACCCUUAGCCUCGUGAGUCCCAAGAAGCCGUACUACCAGUGGCGUCUCCGUGUGCCGUCGGGCCAUGUGGUUCGACUGGUCAUCCUCACCCUGCACGGUGCCACGCCCGGAAGCUGCACCGCACACAAGCUCUCAGCCUACGACUUCUUACUUCCAUUACAGAACAAGAUAAUAGCCAGGUGGUGUGGGCUGCCUGUUACGGGAUCGUCGCCUGUCAUGAAGCUGACGUCCUCUGGGAACGUGAUGUUGGUCACCUUCUCCUUCAGCAGGCAGAGGGAUGGAGCAAUCUUCAAAGCUUACUUCCAAGCCAUCCCAAAAGCAGGUUGUGGAGGGUCAAUUUCCUCCUGGAACGGCUCUAUUUCCUCACCCUACUACCCUUCCUAUUACCCUCCUAAUAUAGACUGCACAUGGACACUACGGGCGCCGUUGCCUGGAUACCUGAUCUCCAUGACGAUCGUGACGAUGGACAUCCAGGAUUCCUCGUCGUCAGACGGCUGCGAGAAAGACUGGCUGGACAUCGGAGGGGUCAAACUGUGUAAUCCAGUGUCAGACAGCAGCAAAAAGCGAGUCUACUCCUCUCCUCUCUCCCUCCACUUCCAUUCGGAUGAGUCUCUCACUCACAAGGGCUUCUACUUGCUCUACCGAGCCUUCUCUCCAGAGGGCACCUGUCCCCGCCAGUUUCGCUGUGGAGAUGGACGCUGUAUCCCUCUGAGGAAGGUGUGUGAUGGAGUGAAAGACUGCUCAGAUGGACGGGACGAGGCUAGAUGCUCGACCUGCAGGCCAGGUGAAGUGCUGUGUGGGAACGGCCAGUGUCGGCCUCAAAGCAGCCAGUGUGUGAGCCAGAGCAGCUGUGCAGACAGCAGUGAAGAGGGCACCUGUGGAGGUAAAUGUCACCACGUGUGUCCCAACAAGGUCUGCUUGCCAAAGUCUUCAGUGUGUGAUGGUGUUAUUGACUGCAAAGACCGCAGUGAUGAACUCAACUGUACCAGAGCGUACCUUAAAGGCUGCUCCUCGUCCUCUUACAAAUGUGCCAAUGGAAAGUGUGUAAGCAAGGUUAACCCUGAGUGUGACGGACUCAAAGACUGCUUUGACGGCUCUGAUGAACUGCGCUGUGGCUGUGGCACCAGGCCCAGGAAGCGCACAAAGAUCGUGGGUGGCUCAGAUGCUGCAGCGGGGUCGUGGCCAUGGCAGGUCAGCCUCCAGAUGGAUCGUUAUGGCCACGUCUGUGGAGCCACACUGGUCUCCAGCCGCUGGCUCAUUUCUGCAGCUCACUGCUUCCAGGACUCAGACGCCAUUAAAUACUCGGAUGCUCGCGCGUGGCGGGCCUACAUGGGAAUGCGUGUGAUGACUACAGGGAACAACGGAGCAGCCACGAGGCCGAUCCGCCGGAUCCUCCUCCACCCGCAGUACGACCAGUUCACCUCUGACUACGACAUCGCCCUCCUCGAGCUCGGUGCUCCAGUCUUCUUCAACGACUUGGUGCAGCCUGUGUGCAUCCCUGCGCCCUCACACACCUUCACAACAGGGACCAGUUGCUACGUCACCGGCUGGGGGGUCCUCAUGGAGGACGGUGAACUGGCCUCUCGCUUACAAGAGGCCUCAGUGAAGAUCAUCAAUAGGAACACUUGCAACAAGCUGUAUGACGAUGCUGUCACUCCCAGGAUGAUGUGCGCUGGGAACUUGCAGGGAGGGGUGGAUGCCUGUCAGGGUGACUCAGGAGGUCCGUUGGUGUGUCUGGAGCGAGGUAGACGGUGGUUCCUGGCGGGCAUUGUGAGCUGGGGUGAGGGCUGCGCGAGGCUGAACCGUCCAGGUGUCUACACACAGGUGGUCAAGUUCACUGAGUGGAUCCACCAGCAGACUAAAGGACAGGUGUGA
Chelmon rostratus (copperband butterflyfish) is the source of this 2706-nucleotide messenger RNA. RefSeq names its product suppressor of tumorigenicity 14 protein homolog. The transcript is spliced from 19 exons. Gene Ontology annotation, molecular function: protein binding; serine-type endopeptidase activity. The record is from RefSeq and is a predicted model, not a curated record. Gene Ontology annotation, biological process: proteolysis; acrosome reaction. Bases 40 to 2706 code for a protein of 888 amino acids. NCBI's taxonomy places the organism in Eukaryota, Metazoa, Chordata, Actinopteri, Chaetodontiformes, Chaetodontidae.